GAGGUCAGAGAAGCUCUGUGUCGGGCAGUCAGCUGACAGGCGGCGGAUGCUCUGAGAUGUGGACCUGGUUAGAAGGAUGCUGCACGCGGAGGAUGACGCGUGGACUCAAACAUCUGUAACCUCCACCUCGGUGGACUGAUCCUUGGAGUUAAAGAUGGCUUCGAUGAGGAAGAGGUUCUCCUCCUCCUCAGUUGAAGAAGACGGUAUAAGCCUCUGUGAUAGCACUUCCUUUUCUACAUUUGAUCUAACCAGUGAAGAAGAACACCCCUACGCAUCUUUGCUCUGCUGCCACAGCAUCCAAGACUCUCUGCUGAGCUCUAACAGCAGCUUUACCGGAUACAGAGGCAUCCUCAACUGGAUCAUCAUCCUGCUGGUCCUGACUCAUGCUCACCUGUUCUUGGAGAAUUUCAUACAACAUGGAUUUUUGAUAGAUGUCAAAAAGGUUUUGGGACAUCUGAUUGAGGACAACUGCAACUGGCCGUCAGUCAUCCUCAUUCUGGCUGCCAACACGUUUGCUCUGAUAGCUUUGCUUCUGGAGAGGUCCCAGGAAAAGGCAAUGCUGUCUCUCUCCAACGCACAUCGUUUACACCUUACUAAUCUGGGGCUGCUGGUUCUAUUUCCUCCUGCUGUCAUCGUACACGAGCCUGCAAUGUCAACAGGUGGAGCAUUUUUCUCUCUCUUGUUCUUCACUAUUCUGGGGAUGAAGCUUUAUUCCUACCAGGAAACAAAUCGUUGGUAUCGUCUGGCUCAUUUAGAGAAAGAUCAGAAUGGACCUGCAUCACAGAAACACCACAAUGAGCAUCUGACAUUCAGAGAGCUCUAUUAUUUCCUCCUCGCCCCCACUCUCUGCUUCCAGAGGGGCUUCCCCUGCUGUCCUAACGUCCGCAUUAAUAAGCUGCUUCACAGACUGAUAGAAAUGGUGGUGGUUGUCCAGAUCAUGGUUGGCAUUGUGCAGCAGUGGAUUGAACCCAUCUUCCAGAGAUCAGAAAUCUCAUUCUCUAGCAUGGCCAUCACUACGAGGGUGGAGCACCUCGUGGGGCUGGUGGCACCGACCCACUUCCUGUGGCUCCUCUUCUUCUUUUUGACUCAUUCAUACCUGAACUUCUGUGCAGAACUGCUGCGCUUUGGUGAUCGCCAUUUUUAUGGAGACUGGUGGAACGCUACAACUUUGAUUGCUUUCUGGAAGAACUGGAAUAUUCCCUUUCAGAGGUGGUGUCACAGACACAUUUACACUCGUCUGGUGGAGAGGAAUGUUUCCCCAUCACAUGCCGAGUUGCUGGUUUUCCUGAUGUCUGCUGCGCUUUGUGAGUAUAUGAUUGCUCUGCCACUGCAUAGCUGCCGUCUGUGGAUCUUUCUCAUGAUGGUGUUUGAGCUCUUGGUCGCAGUAUUCCUCCGAAACUAUUUCCAGGGAAACUAUGGCAACGGUUUAGUGUGGCUGUUCCUGCUGCUGGGCCCUCCUCUAGCUGUGGCCACUUACUUUCACGACCACUACGUCAGCCUCCGCGUUAACCGUCAGCAUCGCCCGUCACAGUCACCACCAACAUCAGAGCGGAGAGUUUUCCUGCAGCUUCACUGACUGAGUGAAGGCAGUCUAGCAGAUA
Messenger RNA from Maylandia zebra (zebra mbuna), 1601 nucleotides. RefSeq names its product diacylglycerol O-acyltransferase 1. Gene Ontology annotation, biological process: triglyceride biosynthetic process. Gene Ontology annotation, cellular component: endoplasmic reticulum membrane. NCBI's taxonomy places the organism in Eukaryota, Metazoa, Chordata, Actinopteri, Cichliformes, Cichlidae. Gene Ontology annotation, molecular function: diacylglycerol O-acyltransferase activity. The record is from RefSeq and is a predicted model, not a curated record.